This is a messenger RNA of Gasterosteus aculeatus aculeatus (three-spined stickleback), 1977 nucleotides long. RefSeq names its product cytosolic purine 5'-nucleotidase. Gene Ontology annotation, molecular function: 5'-nucleotidase activity. NCBI's taxonomy places the organism in Eukaryota, Metazoa, Chordata, Actinopteri, Perciformes, Gasterosteidae. The record is from RefSeq and is a predicted model, not a curated record.
AGCAACCAGCCACAGGGAGGAGUUGCAGCAUGCGUAUAAAAUAGCCACAAACACGCACAUCCACGCCAUCAUAUUUUUAUUUCCGCGGUUACGUUUGAGCUUUGCGUAGAAUCUGAAGGGACGCCAUGGACUCAGAUCCCAGCGUCUCCCCUGAUGCGCCCAAGGUGAAGAGGACCUUUGACCAAAUGGUGUUCGUCAACAGAAGUGUGACCAUGGAAGACAUCCAGUGUUAUGGAUUCGACAUGGACUACACCAUGGCAGUGUACAAGUCUCCUGACUACGAGAGCCUUGGCUUUGAGAUGAUAAGAGACAGAAUGGUGUCUGUCGGAUACCCUCACGAGCUUCUACGCUACACAUACGACCCCAGCUUCCCCACGCGCGGUUUAGUGAUCGACACCGCGUUUGGGAACCUCCUGAAGGUGGAUUCAAAUGGGAAUAUUUUGGUCUGCAGUCACGGCUUCCGCUUCCUCAAAGGAGUCGACGUUCACCUCUACUACCCCAACAAGUUCAUCCAAAGAGACAACACCGACCGUUUCCACACUCUCAACACUCUCUUCAAUCUUUCCGAGACUUACUUCUACAGCUGCCUUGUGGACUUCUUCACCAGAUGCAACAGAUACACAAACCUCCUGAAAGGUUUCCAGCAUGGCGACUUGUUCAUGUCCUACAGAAGCAUGUUCCAGGACGUCCGAGACACGGUGGACUUCAUUCACGACACGGGAAUCCUGAAGGAACGAACGAUCAAGAACAUGGAGAAAUACGUUAUCAGAGAUCCGAAUCUCCCUGUGUUCUUGAGCCGGAUUAAAGCUGUGGCGAAAGUCUUCCUCGCCACCAACAGUGACUACAGCUACACAGAGGCCAUUAUGAACUAUCUGCUUGAAAAUAAUCCCAACGCCGGAAGGGAGAAAAGGUCCUGGCGCUCCUUCUUCGACCUCAUCGUGGUGGACACCAAAAAGCCUCUGUUCUUUGCAGAGGGGACAGUGCUGAGACAAGUGGACACGGACACCGGAAAGCUUCGGAUCGGGACGUACACCGGCGACCUCCAUGCUGGAACCGUCUACUCCGGAGGUUCUUCGGACCUUAUCUGCGACCUGCUGGACGUCAAAGGCAAAGACAUCCUCUACGUCGGCGACCACAUCUUCGGCGACAUCCUCAAAUCCAAGAAGCGCCAGGGCUGGAGGACUUUCCUCGUGGUGCCGGAGCUCACCAAGGAGCUGCAGGUGUGGGACGAGAAGAAGGGUCUGUUUGAGGAGCUGAAACGUCUCGACGUCUUCUUGGCGGAACUCUACAAGCACCUGGACAGCGGAAGUCAAGGGUGUCCCGACAUCCGGACUAUUCAGACCAGAAUGAAGGUGCUGACCUACAGGAUGGACAUGUCUUACGGCCAGAUGGGCAGCCUGCUGCGCAGCGGCGCCAGACAGACGCUGUUUGGCAGCCAGCUGAUGCGUUACGCGGAUCUAUACUCCUCCAACUGCAUCAACCUGCUGCACUACCCCUUUAAUUACCUCUUCAUGGCUCCCCCAGUGCUGAUGCCCCACGAAGCGGCGGCGCAACACGCGGCCGACGUCGCCUCAGCAGAGCUCGCUCGCACCAACAACACGGCCAUGAUGGGCAGGAACUAAGGUCUGCAUCGGCCUGUUUUCAGAAGGAGAAGAAGUGUGAAGAGGAAAUAUGCAGAUGACUCCUUUAAUCGACGCAGGUGACCGUUUGCUCCGGCGCUUGUAGAAACGCAGCAAUAUGACCAAAAAGAAGGACUAACAUCCUGCUCGACCUGGUGAAUGUGAAGUGCUGUGUCAUGCAACAAAUAUCUGGGAGUUUUAAAAGAAAAACACUGUUUCAGAAUUACUGUAUAUAACAGUGUUAUUAUCUUGUUUGCUGUAGGGGUGCAGUGUGUACUUUUGAUGUUUUUUUGCAGUGAUUUUUAAGGUGUGACUUUAUUUGUUGUUUCUGAAUAAUAGGAAUAAAUCAUUCAUACUA